AUCGGAGCUUUAGAAGUGGCGAAACAAAUGAUAUGUUCAAUAGUUCUGCAGUUCAUAGAUCAAAGAUUCGCGGCAUUUCGUAUUUUCCAGAAGUGCUAG
Brugia malayi is the source of this 99-nucleotide messenger RNA. RefSeq lists its product as uncharacterized. The record is from RefSeq and is a predicted model, not a curated record. The transcript has a single exon. Lineage: Eukaryota; Metazoa; Nematoda; Chromadorea; Rhabditida; Onchocercidae. The annotation marks the transcript as partial.